CAGAGCAGGCGCCCACCACAACGCAUCGCCAGCUGACUGAGAGGCUUCUCAGGCUUUCAGGCUUACAGACUGCGGGGCCCAUAAAUACAAAAACCCCCAAACAUAAGCAAUCGAGUCCUGUGACCACUUGUCACACAUGUUUGCCAGAAAGCAACCCAAGUGAUAGUGACAGUUCUGGGUAUUGUGUGGGGUGUUGCGGGGAUCCGUCUCAAGGGCCACCACUCCACAGCACCGGCUGGCGCAUCGAAUGGUAACGGAGUUCGCGUGUGCGUGUUUCAAUUUCGUGGCAUUACUAAAAACGAUACAAAAACUCCAUCUAUGUGAGAACUGACUUGUGCAGGGGGCCUCUGCCUGUGUCGUUGGGGCGGCGGCGUCUUGUACGUGUGUUCACGCUGCUCUGCUGGCCAAAAGAAACCAAAACGUGCUUCAAAUUGUGGCCAGUUGGCGGCAGUGGUAGCAACUGCUGCUGCUAGGCGGGGAAAUCAAAAAGAAAACGAAGGAAAUUCCAAUUUAACAAAUCGAUUUCGAGGCUUUUUUAUGGUCGUCCAAGGCGGACAGUCGUAUAAAUAGAGCCAGUGACAGGCUAAUGACAAAUUAAAUUGUUUGGCCAGCCAGCGGUAACAAAGUUGAAGAAAAAAACCCGCCGCUGGCAUUAAAACUGGCGCGUGUGAAAACUUUGAGCUGCUAUCAGCCAAAACAACAGUAACAAUAAACUGCGAUAAAAACAACAAACAAACGGGAAAAAAGUUUCUUUAUUUUUGGUUUUAUUCGAAACGCCCAGCGCCACACCAGUGCCACUCGGCCACAGGGCGACCAUCAAACAGCAGAACGCAAAUCAAGAACGACAAUGACGGCGUCGCGGCUCCCGGUCUCAUCCUGCUGCCGCACAAUGCCCCCUGGCCCUCGGCCUGUCCUCCCUCAUCAGAUCCGGACGCAACGCGCGUGUUGAGCAAUUUCCCCGGCGACGACUGCUCUGCGCUUGAGCAGCACUGUGAAUCGAGACUCUGCCGCGUAAACUCAAACAGAGACACGUACCGGAAGAGGUGCCCCCCGAGAGCUUUUGGGCAAUGGAGUGGAGAAGCACCGCCGUGACUCUGACGCUGACUGGGACUUUGACUCUGACUGGGCAUGAUGUUGUAGUAUGAGGACCAACUUCGGUCCGUUGGUUUGCAUUGCAGAUUGCAAUUAUUCGCGUUUUAAAUUACGCGCAUACUUGAGAGGGAAGAGAUAAAACUGGCAGCACAGCCACGACGAGAGCGAAGGGAAAACAUUAUGAGCAUCAAGGCAACGGAAAGGACUUUAAUAAGCAACGUUUUAAUCAGAGUGCCGAGCGUUAAGUGACCACGAAAUGAGCGACAUGUCAAGGACCAAAGUUUCUGAUUUCCUUAGCACUGCCAUCAGCCAAGCGCCGACGACAAUGACAUUAGCUGCAACAUCAUCAACAGCAGCAAGAGCAACAGCAACAGCUACAGUAAAAGCAACGAGCAGGCCCACUAAAUCGAUUGCAACAUUCGUGGCUGGUAGCGCUGCCUUUAAUGGCACAGUCACAACGACAGCGACCGCCUCAAAGGGUAACCUUUUGCUGACAACAUCCACAUCUACGACGACAACAACGACUUUGCCUACAACAUCGCAGUUUGUGGACGCAUCGUUGACUUCGCUUUCACUAACAGCCACAUCGACAGCGUCAAUAACAUCAUCGUCUGCUGGCGCUGGAGCUGGAGCUGGAGCUGCCACUGGCACUGCCACUUCAGCCUUCUGGUCCUCCGAGUCACCGUUUGAGCUCUUCCCAACAGUUGGGACAAACUUGACAAACAAUAUCAGCAGCAUCCUCGAACAGAGCGAGGGCGAGCUGGAAGAGAGCUGGGUGGAUUUAUCGGUGCUCAUUCUCAAAGGCUUCAUCUUCUCGUCAAUUAUCCUGGCCGCUGUUCUGGGCAAUGCAUUGGUCAUCAUCUCCGUGCAGCGCAAUCGUAAGCUGAGGGUGAUAACCAAUUACUUUGUGGUGUCGCUGGCCAUGGCGGACAUGCUGGUGGCCCUCUGUGCGAUGACAUUCAACGCGUCCGUGGAGCUGUCCGGUGGCAAGUGGAUGUUCGGACCGUUCAUGUGCAACGUGUACAACAGCCUCGAUGUUUACUUUUCCACGGCAAGCAUACUGCAUCUAUGCUGCAUAUCCGUCGACAGAUACUAUGCCAUUGUGCGUCCACUGGAGUAUCCAUUGAAUAUGACACACAAAACGGUGUGCUUCAUGCUGGCCAAUGUCUGGAUACUGCCCGCCCUCAUCUCAUUCACGCCCAUCUUCCUGGGCUGGUACACGACGGCGGAGCACCUGCGGGAGAUAUCGCUGCACCCGGACCAGUGCUCAUUUGUGGUGAACAAGGCCUAUGCCCUCAUCUCCAGUUCGGUGAGCUUCUGGAUACCCGGCAUUGUGAUGCUCGUGAUGUAUUGGCGCAUCUUCAAGGAGGCUGUGCGCCAGCGCAAGGCUCUGAGCCGCACCAGCUCGAACAUUCUGCUGAACAGCGUGCACAUGGGGCAAACGCAGCAGCCCACCAACCUGAGCUAUCUGCAUCCCAGUGACUGCGAUCUAAAUGUGGCAUCCACGCGUGAGGAGACGCACAGUGCGCUGAGCAACUUGGAGGACAUGCUGCAGCCGGCGACGGAUGAGGAUGACGACAAGGACGAGUGCGAUGAACUGCGCGUGCCCUCCCCGCCGCCGCGACGCCUCAGCCGCAGCAGCAUCGAUCUGCGCGACCUCGAGCAGGAGCGCUACGAAAAGGUCACGCACACGGACAGCGCACCCUCGAUGAUGGCGCUGCAGCAGCAGCCUCUGCACACGCACACCCACAAUCAGCUGCAGCCGCCAGCUCCUGUGUUCAAUCCGCAGAUAUGGACAGAGUCCUUUCCAGCCACAAAGUUCUUCCAAGUGGAGGGGCAAGAGUCACAGACGGAGGAGCAGGAGCUGGGGCAGCCGCAGCAUCCGGCGCUACCGCAGCAGCAGCUCAGCCUGACCAGCGGCAGUGGCAACAGCGAGCCGGAGGCCGAGUCCACGGCCUAUCGGGUCUUUGGGCUGCACAGCGACGAGAGCGAGAGCAAUGACCACUACGACACCCACUUGCCGCUGGCCGAGGACAACAAGGAGCUGAAACGGCUCAUCGAGGACAAUUAUUUGUACUUCAAGAAGCAGACGGGGGGCACGGUCAUCAGUGCGCCAGGAGGAGGCAAAUACGCCGCUCUCAGCGAGACGGACUUCAUCCGGCUGAAGGCGGGUGCGGCGGCAUGUGGGCGCAAGGCGAUCGCAGCCAGCGAUUCGGAAUUUCUGCGCACGAUCAGCGAGGCCAGGGCCAGCAGCACGGGGCAGCAGCAGCAGCAGCAGCAGCAGCAGUUGCCCGGCAAGGAGAAGGGCUUCAACUUCCUCUCGCUGCUGGCGAAGACGAAGCGCUCCAGUGCCGAAUGCUUUGCGCUGGAGAGGAAGCGAAACCAGGCCACCUCGGAGGGAUCGAGCUUCUUCCGGCGCGCCCGCAAUCGGAAGCUCUCGCACAGCUACAACGGAAGCGGGGGCGGUGGCGGUGGCGGUGGCGGCAAGGAACGCAAACUUGAGCGACGCCAGCGGCAGCACAGCGACACGGACUCAACGCCCAACAAGCCGGACAUCCUGCUGGACAUCAACGUGCUCAGCGAGCAGAGCGGUGCCUGCGUCAUUCAGCAGUUCAGCGAUGGCGUGCAGCUGAUCGACUUCAGCGGCGACACUGACGGACUCGGCAUCGGCAUGGGGCCGGGGGACGAGCUGGCCCAGCUGGCUGACUGCUUCGGGGAGUCCCCCAAGCAUCCGGCCACGCCGCCGCCCUCCCUCUCGCCGCCCGAGCUGCCGGAGCAGAGCGGCGGCAUGCUGAUUGCCAACAGCUCCGAGCUGGCCGAGAUCUUCCGCUCGCUCAGCUUCCCGCUGGGCGAACAGGGGCGCAGCGUUGGCUCCAGGCGCCAGGCGGCAGCGCCCCAGCGAAUGAGCACGCUGAGCGAUCAGGUGUGCGCCAACUACCUGAUGUCCCCACCGAACACACCGGCUCCCGCCACGGCCACAGCCACGUGCACGGCCUCGUGCACGUCCGCUUCCAAUGGCAAUGCUCUGGGCUCCCACUCCAACUCCAACUCGCAGUCGGCGUCCAUCAAUGUGUACUUCCUGUCGCCGCCACCGCCGCAUGCAACCGGACCUGGUUAUACGCCAAGCGACACGUCGACAGUAUCCCUGGAUGUGGUCACCACGCUGCCAGUGCCGCAGCCCAGUCCCCAGCCGCUGUCUGCCUGCAACCAACAGCAGCAGCAGCAGCAGCUUCCCCUCAACAUAUCCCCAAAGCCAGAAAUCAUACUCGACUCCACGCUCUCGCCCGUGGAGGGCGGUGGCGAUGGCCUGGGCGGUGAGCCCAUCGAUGUCACAUCGCCGCUGUUCAAGCGCAAAGAUAGCUCUGGAGAGGCGGAUGUGAGUGUUUCCGGGGGCCGUCAACGCUGCAGCAUCCUGGCCGGCUACGAUGGCCUGCAGACCGUGAGGAAGCGUCAGGCCUCCGUGGUGACCUAUGACGUCAAUGUCAUAAAUUUCUCGCAGGAGAACAGUGACAGUCGCAGCUACAUUCCCAUGGGUCGCGUCUCCACCAGUUCAGCAAAGCACGAAUUUUCCAAUAAAUCCUCGCUCAUUCGACGCGGUGGCAUCUGCAUCUUUGUGGAUGAGGAGGAGGCCGAGAUCAGUGAUCAGAAGCCGCGCGGCAUCAAGUUUGCCCCCGUGUCCAGCCCGCUGCCGAAGUGUCCGCUCUGUGGGAGCGACAUCAGCACCAACAUCACAACCAACUCCACUGACACCACCGCCAAUGCAAGUAGUAAACGUAGUAGUCACGCCCCAGCUCCAGAUCUUGAGCCAGAGGAGCCCCCCACACGCUUCUGGCACAAACGUACGGCGGCGGUCACGGCAUGCUGGCAGCAGAGGCAGCGCCAUCGGAAGCACCGCUCCAAAGCCGGAUGCAGUCACUGUGGUGCAACCGGCGGCUCUGUGCGGCCAGCAAAGGGAUGGAAGGCCGAGCACAAGGCUGCACGAACUUUGGGCAUCAUCAUGGGCGUCUUUCUGCUCUGCUGGCUGCCCUUCUUCCUAUGGUAUGUCAUCACCUCGCUCUGCGGUGCCGCCUGCCCCUGUCCCGAUGUGGUUGUGGUGGUGCUCUUCUGGAUCGGUUACUUCAAUUCGACGCUGAAUCCGCUUAUCUAUGCCUACUUUAAUCGGGAUUUCCGUGAGGCAUUUCGCAAUACGCUCGAGUGUGUGCUACCAUGUCUGGAGAAGCGAAAUCCUUACAAUGCGUAUUACGUCUAGACCGGAUACCACGCCACAAUCCCCCCCCUAUUGAACAAUGCCCCUGUUAGUGAUAUUUAAUACUUGAGAAACUCGUAAUACCAAAGAAAAUAAGCAAGGAAAAACAAAAGGCGUUCCGUGCAAGCAUCUCUAGCUGGCAAAAUCCUUCGAGCUAAGCAAUACUCAAUGUGUGUUUCUGUAUACGUGUAAUUUUUCACUUAAGCAACGAUAGGGAAUUAAAUUAAAUUUAUGUUCUGUGCGCCCCAUUGGUGUGCGACUCUACUCGUGCACAGGGGAGAGCGGCGCGCUGACACCCAGAACUACACUAAACCUAAAUAUAUAACUGUUGUUGUCUCAAGAACAAGAUAUACGUAAACAUAUUUAACAUAUACAUACAUACAUAUACGAUAUAGGAAAGUCAAUCAAUUGGAAAACCCGAUGGCUUACACAUAAGGAUGAGACAAACUCCGGAGUUCAAGUUAAACACGAUUAUAUUAAGGCAGCAUCGAUUGUCUCCUGGCGUUUCGAAGGGUUUACACUUUUUGCUGGAAAUGUUUGAUUACCAAAUUCAUAGUUGAAUUAUUGUCUAAAAUGUUUGGGUUUAUUAUGAAUGCUGCAAAGAGUCUCGGUAAGAGUCGCGUCCUAGCCCCAGGCCCCUUUAAAAUUCAAUCAAAAUUUCCAAGAAAGAGUGUAAAUACCCCAUUAAGCAUUAAGUAUCAUACAUAUAAUACGUAUAAUCUAGGUAUUUGAGUAAUAGCAAACAAAAUCUACAUACUCGAAUUAAAACGCAAUUGAGAAUUAUAUUAUACAAAUUAUGCAAUUCAAAUUAUGUAAA
Molecule: messenger RNA, 6155 nt
Organism: Drosophila guanche
Lineage: Eukaryota; Metazoa; Arthropoda; Insecta; Diptera; Drosophilidae
Gene: Octbeta3R
Product: octopamine receptor beta-3R
Exons: 9
Coding region: 1349-5341 (1330 amino acids)
Biological process (GO): adenylate cyclase-activating adrenergic receptor signaling pathway
Cellular component (GO): membrane
Molecular function (GO): octopamine receptor activity
Source: RefSeq, a predicted model, not a curated record